This is a messenger RNA of Thlaspi arvense, 1229 nucleotides long. The record is from the annotation of a GenBank genome assembly. NCBI's taxonomy places the organism in Eukaryota, Viridiplantae, Streptophyta, Magnoliopsida, Brassicales, Brassicaceae.
UUUGUGGUUAACGGCUUAUCUCCAGUCCAAAUUAUAAAAAUGGGUUUCUCUUCUUCACGCCAAGACUUCGAUCAGCUUUAACUUCUCCCAUUUUCGCUUAAAAUCAAAGCGUUUUCACAAAAUGGCACAUUUCUCCGCGAGAAUGAAGCUUCUCUCGAGCAGCGAUGGAAGAUUCUCGUUUGGUGUAGUAGAUCCGAUAGACCAAUUUCGCCAGGGGUUUUACACGGCCGGUGGAUCGCCGUUGAUUCCGGUGCGAAGGAGCCGAUUAAAGUUUGACGAGUUUCGCACGAGGGUCUCUUCGUCUUACUCAUUUCCUUACAAGAGAAAGAAACCCAUGGAUUUAGAUAACACUAGUGAGAAGAAUCUUGGUAGCAGCAGCGACGAAGACGGCGACGACUGGAGUUUUGACGGAGACGACGAUGAUGGGUUAGAGACUGAUGAUGAUCUAUCUUGCUUUCGAGGAUUGGUUCUUGACAUUUCUUACAGGCCGGUCAAUGUGGUUUGCUGGAAGCGAGCGAUAUGUCUGGAGUUCAUGGACAAGGCCGAUGUUCUGGAGUAUUAUGAUCAGACUGUUAGUUCUCCUAGUGGUUCGUUCUAUAUACCUGCUGUGUUAAGGGUUCCACAUCUGCUUCAGGUUGUCAAAAGAAGAAGAGUGAAAAACUCACUGAGUCGUAAAAACAUUUUACUCCGGGACGAUUACACUUGUCAAUAUUGUUCUGCCCGUGAAAACUUGACCAUUGAUCAUGUCAUCCCGAUUUCUCGAGGUGGAAACUGGACAUGGCAGAAUCUGGUGGCUGCAUGUUCAAGAUGCAACUCAAAGAAAGGUCAAAAGACAGUGGAAGAAGCACACAUGAAGUUACUAAAGGCCCCAAAGGAACCAAAAGACUAUGACAUUGUUGCGAUACCAUUAACAAAUGCAGCUAUAAGGAUGCUGAGAUCGAAUAAGAGAACACCUGAAGAAUGGCAUCAGUAUCUUGGGAAACCCUCAUCCGCGCCAUAGCAGUUGUAAAAGGUUCAGGUCCAUGCCAUCUCGUAAAUACAAAAUGGUGGCUUGAAUUGUAUCUGUAGAUUCAUAUAGCUUUAACUUCAAAACUGUUCACAGAUUGUCAUGGACUUGUUUUGAGUUUGCACUCAGAUAUGUAUAUAAUCCGUAAAUAAAGUCCUGAUUCACUCACAAAUUGACGCAACUUUGAUUUGACAAUGACAUUCACUCACUCGUGUUAUAGUGA